Messenger RNA from Xyrauchen texanus (razorback sucker), 2569 nucleotides. Its product is annotated as serine/threonine-protein kinase MARK1-like. Gene Ontology annotation, molecular function: protein serine/threonine kinase activity; tau-protein kinase activity; ATP binding. The record is from RefSeq and is a predicted model, not a curated record. Lineage: Eukaryota; Metazoa; Chordata; Actinopteri; Cypriniformes; Catostomidae. Bases 188 to 2554 code for a protein of 788 amino acids. Gene Ontology annotation, cellular component: cytoplasm. Gene Ontology annotation, biological process: intracellular signal transduction; microtubule cytoskeleton organization; protein phosphorylation. The transcript is spliced from 18 exons.
CUCUCCAUCUCAGUCGCGGGCCGCUCCUGAAUAUGUGUCUGCCGUAUCGUUGCUGAAAGGCCGGGAGAAAUGCCGGUGUGAAGGAGGAUCAGACACUCCUAUCUUCCGCGUUAUCUCCUCUGAGCCCGGUCCCGCUGCUCUGGUGUACCGAGCGCCGGUGCUGGAGCGAGCGGCCUGUAAACACAAGAUGUCGACCAGAACGCCACUGCCCACCGUGAACGAGCGCGACGCCGAGAAUCAUACAUCUGUCGAUGGCUACACAGACACACCAGCACCACCCACAAAAUCAGCGAGUCGGCAGUCUCUCCCACGAUGUCGAAACUCGGUGGCGUCCAUUACAGACGAACAUCCUCACGUCGGCAACUACAGGCUGCUAAAAACCAUCGGCAAAGGCAACUUUGCCAAAGUCAAACUCGCCCGCCAUGUCUUAACUGGACGAGAGGUAGCAGUGAAGAUCAUUGAUAAAACACAACUGAACCCCACGAGUCUACAGAAGCUCUUUCGUGAAGUGAGGAUCAUGAAGGUCUUAAAUCAUCCUAAUAUAGUUAAGCUAUUUGAAGUCAUAGAAACAGAGAAGACACUUUAUUUAAUUAUGGAGUAUGCAAGUGGAGGUGAGGUGUUUGACUACUUAGUUGCACAUGGGAGAAUGAAGGAGAAAGAAGCAAGAGCCAAGUUUCGCCAGAUUGUGUCUGCAGUGCAAUAUUGCCAUCAGAAGAGAAUAGUCCACAGGGAUCUCAAGGCUGAGAACUUGCUGCUAGAUGCUGACAUGAAUAUAAAGAUAGCUGACUUUGGCUUCAGUAAUGAGUUCACAAUUGGCAGUAAGUUGGACACGUUCUGUGGCAGUCCUCCAUACGCCGCUCCCGAGCUCUUCCAGGGAAAGAAGUAUGAUGGGCCGGAGGUGGACGUCUGGAGUCUGGGGGUCAUACUCUACACACUCGUCAGUGGUUCACUUCCCUUUGAUGGACAGAACUUGAAGGAGCUGAGAGAGAGAGUUUUGCGAGGGAAGUACAGAAUUCCGUUCUACAUGUCCACAGACUGUGAAAACCUGCUGAAGAAACUGCUGGUGCUGAAUCCAGGCAAACGUGGCAGUCUAGAGCAAAUCAUGAAGGAUCGCUGGAUAAACGUGGCACAUGAGGAGGAGGAACUCAAACCCUACACAGAACCAGAACCGGACUUCAGUGACUCCAAACGUAUCGAGUUGAUGAUCACUAUGGGUUUCCCUAAAGAUGAGAUCACCGAAGCAUUGGUGGCACAGAAGUAUGAUGAGGUCAUGGCCACAUAUCUGCUGCUGGGCAGGAAACCCGCAGAGUUUGAAGGGAGCGAAUCGUUGUCCAGCACAAACCUGUGUCAGAGGUCGCGACCUACCAGUGACUUGAACAACAGUUCCACACAGUCACCCGCACACUCCAAAGUCCAGCGAAGUAUCUCAGCCACGCAGAAACAACGACGAUUCAGCGAUCACGUUGCCCCAUUGAUUGCUCCUGCCGUGUCUUACACUAAACGCUCUCAGGCCAACAGUGUGGAGGAAGAGAAGAAGGAAGAGAGUGAUGCAUCCCAUAAGCAGCCCUCCUCCAGCUCUAAAGGGGACAUGGCCACCUCGCCACUCGUCGCACAGGAACGCAGGAAGUCCUCCACAGCUUCAGGGAAUAGUUCUGCUGGUGGCAUGACGAGAAGAAAUACAUACGUGUGUGAGCGCUCCAGUGCAGACCGAUACUCAGCCAUACCCAACGGCAAAGACAGCAGUUUGACAGAGGUGUCGACAUCUGCGAGCGGUACUUCCUCUGUGUCUCCAGGAGCAGCGUCUGUGCUGGCGUCCACUCGAUCACGUCAUGUUAAAUCCAUGUCCACCUCGGGACACCCCACGAAAUCUCCACUACCGCCCAUCGAGGACAACACUGAAUACAAGGGCUCUAGCUCCAGGGCUCCGUCCACAUCUCCGUCAGCUCACAGUAUCAGCAGUAUGACUCCAGAUCGAACACGAUUUCCUCGCGGAACCUCCAGCCGCAGCACCUUUCAUGGGGCACAGCUCAGAGACCGCCGCAGCGCCACCUAUAACGGUCCACCCGCCUCGCCUACUCUCUCCCAUGACACGGGCACUCUCGCUCAGGCACAUAGAGGCACCUCGUCUGGAUUUAUCAGCAAGCUCACUUCCAAGUUUGUGCGGAGGUUACCCAGUGAAGGAGAGGCCCAUGGUCGGGCGUACAGCUUGAGGAGUGGAUCUGGUGAACCGAGGGAAGAGGGUCGUGACUCCAAGCCGAGAUCACUGCGUUUCACGUGGAGUAUGAAAACCACCUCGUCAAUGGAGCCCGGCGACAUGAUGAGAGAAAUCCGCAAGGUGCUGGACGCCAACAACUGCGACUACGAGCAGCGCGAGCGAUUCCUGCUGUUUUGCGUACAUGGCGACGCACGUCAAGACAGCCUCGUCCAAUGGGAGAUGGAGGUGUGCAAACUGCCCCGCCUCUCACUCAACGGUGUGCGCUUCAAACGCAUCUCGGGGACGUCCAUCGCAUUCAAAAACAUUGCUUCGAAAAUUGCCAAUGAGCUCAAACUAUAAGCAAAAGAAUCGAAA